GAAGCUUUGAUAGGUUAUCAUUGGUUCCAGUUCUAAUUAAAACAAACCACCAGUUUAUGCGAUUAGAAGAUGGACUUCAUCCAAUAUAUUUAUUAACAUGUUAAGAGUGAUCAGCUCUACUUGGUAGGAAAUUUUAACUAAAAAAACUUAUCUUUUUGGUGUGUUCCUGGGUCACAACCUUCUCAAUUAUAUCAUAUUGAGCAGUUGACCGACAAAGAAUAUAAGGGGAUGAAAGCAACCCCGAAGCACAGUUGGACUCCGAAACUCGAGUGAUCAUGUUUUUCAGCAAAAUCCCUUUCGUUCUACUCGUCGCCACUCUGGUAACUUCAUUGUUUCCGGGAGGUGGAUCAGCCGCUGCACAAGUAAUCUAUCCGAAUCAGCAAUCUACUAUACAAUACGGAAUCGGCUAUCAACAGUCUGCUAUACAAAACGGCUAUGACAACCAGCAAUAUACUGCACGAAUCGAAUCUGACAACCAGCAAUCAUCCCUAAAACAGGAAGACAUUAACCAAAUUUCUCCGUCGUCAAACAUAUCUGACCGUAUCGCAUGGUUACGAUCGAGGAUCCAGCAAUUUACUACACCAAACGGAUUUGACUUCCAGCAAUAUAUCAAACAACAGCAAGGGAUUUCGCGAGUUACUCGUUUGUUGAACGAACUUACCGAAAAAAAAUUUGCUGUAUGGUUACGAUGCAAGAACUACUUAUCUUCUACAAACAGCAGAUCCAAUAACAAGGAAACAACUCUAUAUCAGGAAAAACUUAACCGCAUCCUUUCCGAGUCUGACAAAACUUACUACAACAAGCUAUUGCACGAUGGCUACCCGUUUACCAGCAAUCUACGUUCGAAUUCAGAAUCAGAUGCUGUUAUCCGUUAUCACGAAAGGAAGAAAACAUGAGAAACACUAUUAUUUUUGAGCAUUAUAAAACUCUCCAAGACCAAGCUAUUGCACGAUUGCUAUCCGAUGACCAUCAAUCUACUGCACAAAACGGAUCUUACGACCAGAAAGCUGAGCUAGAUGAGGUGAUUCGUAUGCAGCAUUCAAUUGAGCAGAUCUUGACAGACAAACUGCUAAAUCAGGAACAGUCACCAUCUAUAAGUUAUUAUUCAUGGUCGCAUCCUUGUGACUACGAUUUAACUCCCAUAACUUUCUUUGAGAAUAUCUAUAAAUCGCAAUUAUGUGCACUGCAUGGAUUUACGAGAUGUUGAUAGUGGCAUCAGCACUCAUAGUAUCAGAGUAUAGAAAAAAAUUAAUACAAACUUAACUUUAUGUGAAUUAAAUAAACCUUUUUUCAUAAAAUGAUGUGGUUUUAUUGAUUAGUGUUCUUUUAUAAGUUUCUAUUAUGAUUUGCUUUGGCUCAUCUUGAGCUCAGUUAGAACCUAAAUCAUUCAGGAUUCAUGAGUUCUUAUUGGAAGACCUUCUGUUAUCGAUAUCACAUUUAACUUGUAACUUUAAGGUCAGUCAUACGGUUCAUAACCUAGUUCGAGAUGAGAGUUAUCAGCUCCAAAUAGAAUAUUUCAUCCGAAAAGAGUUAUCUUGUUAUAGUCCUGUCGGGUCAAGACAUCAUAGAUUGCAUUACAUUGAGCAGCUGACCGACGAUGAAUAAAAGGGGACCAAGACAACCCCGAAGUACAGUUGGAUUACGAAACUUAAGUGAUCAUGUUCUUUAGCAAAAUCCCGUUUGUUCUACUCGUCGCCAUUCUGGGAACAUCAUGUAAAUAAUAAUUUAAUAAC
Cotesia glomerata is the source of this 1733-nucleotide messenger RNA. RefSeq lists its product as uncharacterized. Bases 276 to 896 code for a protein of 206 amino acids. The transcript has 2 exons. The record is from RefSeq and is a predicted model, not a curated record. Lineage: Eukaryota; Metazoa; Arthropoda; Insecta; Hymenoptera; Braconidae.